This is a messenger RNA of Colletotrichum chrysophilum, 951 nucleotides long. RefSeq lists its product as uncharacterized. Gene Ontology annotation, molecular function: tRNA adenosine(64)-2'-O-ribosylphosphate transferase activity. The transcript has a single exon. Gene Ontology annotation, biological process: charged-tRNA amino acid modification. The record is from RefSeq and is a predicted model, not a curated record. The coding region runs from base 1 to 951 and encodes 316 amino acids. NCBI's taxonomy places the organism in Eukaryota, Fungi, Ascomycota, Sordariomycetes, Glomerellales, Glomerellaceae. Gene Ontology annotation, cellular component: cytoplasm.
AUGGCCCUCUUCCAGGACCAUCCCAAAUCAUCCCUCCUUCACACCCCUCCCAACGUCGUCUCGGCCUCAGAACACUCCCAAAUCGCAGCCCUCCUCCCCUCCUUCCUCGCCUCCCUCAAAGCCCUCAACCUCGACCUGUCCACUGCUAGAGCCCACAUCUCUAAGCCUCUCCGUCCCUUCUGGAUCACCCAGGAAACGUCCCUUUCGGAAACGUCCACCGUCUUCGAACAUCACCACCCCGUCAUCUGCCUGACCUCGUCCCGCCGCGUCGCCGGCACGGAGCUCUCCGAAGCGGGCUACAUUCAGGGCGCCGGCGACGACACGGAGAACUGGGCCCUCGGUCUCACCGCGGACGUCUUCUGGUCCAACGUGGACACGCUCCUCUCGGCGCCCGAGGCGGACCUGCCGGCUCUCGUCACGGAUCUCGUCGCCAGGAGCAAGCAGACCGUCAAGACCACGGCCCCGAAAGAGGUCGCCCCUAAAAUCUCCGUAUGCCCCCUCCCCCUAGACGAUGAUUCUGAUUCACCCGAGGACGCAGCGGCCGUGUGCAGGGUCGCACUCACACAAGACGUGACACAGCGCGAGACGUGGGUGAAAUCCUCGAGGCACAUGCAGGUUGACCUCGGGAAGCACAAGGUCGCCAGCCGGAACCUCCGCCAGGCACUUCCCGACGUCUGCGCCUUCGUAUCGCGAUUCUUUGACGAGAACAGGGACGGUAGCGUCGUGUUCGCGUGCGAGACGGGCAAGGACCUGGCCAUUGGUGCGGCGCUGGCCGUCUAUUGCUGGUGUUUCGAUCAGGAGGGCAACUACCGCGCGGCAGACUCCAAGACUUUCUUCAACAAGGACAUGAUCCGCGUCAGGCUGGGAACUAUCAUGACCACGUACCCUGAAGCCAAUGCCAAUAGGGCCACUCUGCAAAGCGUGAACAGCUUCCUCAUGGAUAGGAGAUGA